AUGUCUCAGUUGCUAGACAAGGCCAAGCAGUUUGUGGCAGAGAAGGUGGCUAAUGUCAAAACACCAGAGGCUACCGUCACCGACGUGAAUCUUGAAAGCGUGCACCGUGACAGCAUAGACUAUGGUGCAAAGGUGUCAGUCAAUAACCCUUACGGAACUGCGAUCCCCAUUUGCGAGAUUUCCUACGUUCUCAAAAGUGAUGGCAGGGUGAUUGCAUCAGGGACAAUCCCAGACCCUGGCUCGCUAAAAGCUAAUGACACAACGAUGUUAGAUGUGCCAGUGAAGGUGCCGCACAGUGUGCUGGUGAGCUUGGUGAAGGACAUUGGUAGAGACUGGGAUAUAGACUAUGCGUUGGAAUUGGGUCUCACAAUUGACCUUCCUGUCAUUGGCAAUUUCACCAUUCCUCUCUCCAGUAAAGGUGAAAUCAAGCUGCCUACCCUCUCAGAUCUGUUAUAA
This is a messenger RNA of Dovyalis caffra, 456 nucleotides long. The record is from the annotation of a GenBank genome assembly. Lineage: Eukaryota; Viridiplantae; Streptophyta; Magnoliopsida; Malpighiales; Salicaceae.